Sclerotinia borealis F-4128 is the source of this 777-nucleotide messenger RNA. Lineage: Eukaryota; Fungi; Ascomycota; Leotiomycetes; Helotiales; Sclerotiniaceae. The record is from the annotation of a GenBank genome assembly.
AUGUCCGAACCACUAGAAUGCACCUCCAUUUCUCCCGAAUGCCCCAUCGAAGCAACCGUCUACGGCUACACCCCCUCCCUAGGUCUCAACGCCUUUUUCCUCGCCUUCUUCGCGCUCGCUGGCAUUUUCCACCUCGCCGUCGGCAUCCGCUACAAAACCCAUUUCUUCGGCAUCGUUAUCACUCUCGGCUGCAUAGGCGAAGUAAUCGGAUACCUCGGACGCAUUCUCCUGCACAAUAAUCCCUGGUCAGGCAUUGGCUUCGAAAUCCAAAUCGCAUGUCUUAUUUUCUCGCCUAGCUUUAUGGUAGCAUCCAUUUAUGUGACGCUACAACAUGUGGUUCAGAUUUUUGGGGCGCAAAAAUCGAGGAUUCCCGCGAGGUUUUAUACGCGUGUUUUUAUUGCGUUUGAUGUGUUAUCGCUGUUGUUGCAGGCGGUAGGAGGGGGAUUGGCGGCUAGUGCUGGAGAAGAUCGGAAAAUGAUGGAUCUGGGGACGAAUCUGAUGAUUGCGGGGAUUGUAUGGCAGGUUUUUACCCUGCUGGUUUUUGCGGCGUUGGUAGUGGAUUAUGGGGUAAGGAUGAGGAAGUCGUGGGAUGGGGUUCCAGAUGAUGCUCGGAUUAUGGCUGCACAGAGACCGUUCAAACUUUUUUGCAUAGGGGUGACGGUGGCGUUUGCUACUAUCUUUACGAGGUGUGUGUAUAGGAUUGCGGAGAUGGUGGGGGGAUGGGCUAAUCCGAUUAUGCGGGAUGAGGCGGGGUUUGUGGUUAUGGAGGGAUUGUGA